AUGCAGCAACAAAAACCAGAUCCUAUUAUGCAAUUAUGGAAUUGUUAUUUAAAAGAAUACAUUCCAAUAAUUCCUGUAUUACAAGAAGAGAUACAUGAAUUUAUUUUUAGGCUAAAUAAAGAAUUAUUAAAAAAAGAUUAUAUUUCAUUAAAACAUGUAUUAAAUAAUUUUCAAGAAUUUCUUUAUUCUGGAAUAGGUCUUACUGAUGAAGAAAUAAGAGAAUUAGUAAAAUUUUGUUUCAAUGGUAUCAGUGAUAAAUAUUAUUAUAAUAAACAACAAAAAGCUAUUUCACUAGUUAUUGAAUUGGUUUUAUCAUCAGCUAAAGUAAAAGGGAUGUUUGGUGUUUCUGACACAGAAUUAUCAUCAUUUACAUGUUCUAAUGAUGCAGAUCAAAUAUUUGGAAGAAUCCAUUUUCGAGACCAUUCUGAAGAUACGUUUAAAGGAUUAGAACUAGAUUAUCGCCAUGCAUUUAAAAAAGUUAAUAAUAAUUCUACUGAAAUAGCAUUCAAUUCUGGAUUUCUUGUGUUACAUUUUAAGAAUUUCUUUAAAGAAGAAGAUGCACAAGAAAUUAUGGAUAGAGUUAAUUUAUUUUCAGGUGUUACUAAUGGAUUAAAGAAAUCAUUUCUUGUUAAUACAUUCAUGCCUAGUAAGGCACAACACUUAUAUCUAAGAGAAUUAAUGGAUCAAUGGGAAAGUAUUUAUACAAGUGAUGCAAUGGAUUAUUUUAUGAUGGUAAUGUUAACUGAUGUAUUAACAAAUCAAAAGGAUGUUAAUAUAAAUGAAAAUGAUAUAGAAUUUAUAUUUAAUAGAAUAAAUCAUGAUUUGUUUUAUGAGUUUAAUGGAGGGGAUGGUAUUUUAGAUGGUGUAGAUAAUCCAUUUAAAGGUCUUAUUGUUGUUAAACCAGAUGAUGAUGAUUUUCUUACAGUAGCUUCAUUACUUAUUAUUUCUUUAAUUGAACAUGAAGAAGUUCAUAACAAUGAAAUAUCUCCAGUAUUGUUAAAACUUCGUAUAUUUUUUGAAUCAGUUCAUAGAACAAUAGCCGGAGAUAAUGAUGGAUUAUAUACAGUCUUUGUAUUUCUUAAAGGAUUGGUAGUUUAUUUCUUACAUGAAGGAUUAUUAAAUCAAUUAAAUAAAGAGUCUAUUCAACACUUUGUUGAUACUAUUUUUAAAACAAUGAAACCAAUGUUUUUUAGUGAACAAUUACCACAAGAAUGUAAAGAUAUUAUUCGUUGGUUAAUGCGUGUUGAUGGAAAAAGAGUAUGUAAAUUAGUUAUAGAAGAAUAUAGUCAGUUAAUAAAUUGUAAGCCUGAUGACCAUCAUUUACAAACAUUUCUUGUAGUUGUAUCAUUAUUUAUUGAAAUAUUACCACAACUUAUUGAAGAUAAUGAUCAAGUAGCUGUUGAUAUUGUAAAUUUAGUAUUUCAAUUACAUAGAUAUAAUUCAACAAUUCCUGAUGUUAAUUCUAUUGUUGUAGAUCUUAUUAUCACAUUAUCAAAACAAUUUUAUUUAGUUGAUAGUCCACCAUAUACUGUAGCUAAUGACUCCAUACAACGAAGCAUUUUUUUUAUUCUUCCUGAUUUAUUAGUUGAAUAUUUUGCAUCAUUAAUAUCAUUAAUGAAAGAUGUAAGUAAUCUUGAUGUGUUUCCAUUUACAAAUGAAUAUUAUAAUGCACUUGAAACAUUACUUCAUUUUGAAAGUGAGCAUAGAAAAGUUAUUGAAGAAAGAAUAUUAUUAUAUUUAAAUGAUACUACAACGCUUUUAGAUUGUAUGAAUGUAAUUAUUGGUAUUCUUGUAUAUUAUUCUAAUUCUUUUGUAAAUAAAUUAAUGAGUUUAGUAUUAUCAAAGAUGUGUCUUCAAAAUGGGGAUCAAUAUUCAAUACUUAAUUUAAGUGAAAAUGAAUUAGAGUAUUGUUUAAGUUUAUUAUAUUCAACAUUAAGUAUUAGAUGUAAUUUUAAAAAAUAUCAGAAACAAUUAUUUAUUAUUUUGGAUCAUUUUAAUGUACAUCCUAAAGAAAAAAUUAGAGAACAAAGUAUUGAUUGUUGUAAAAAAAUUUGUGCAAUUGGUGGAAUUACUUUUUCUCUUCCUUUGUUUAAACCAACAUAUCCAAUGAGGUUUGAAAAUUAUUAUGAGAUGACUCCAAAUGCUCAUGAAGAUCCUCAAAUUAUUAUUGAUAAAGAAUUUUUUCAACAAGUAUAUGAUAAAUAUAUUUAUACUUAUUUUAAUAAAUUAAAAGAAAUAUGUUUAUUUAAUGCAAGUGAAUUAAAAAAUAAAAGAAAUGAAUUUUAUUCUAUUGUAGAUGUUUUAGAAUGUUUUAUUGAAGGUGCUAGUAUUCUUUAUGACAUUAGAGAACAUAAUGUUCAAUUACCUAAUAAAUAUGAAUGUAUAAGAAAACAGUUAGAAUCACAGUAUGAAAGAAGAAUUCAAUGGGAAGAUAUUGGAAGAAUUAUUAUAACAGGAGCACAACGUAUUAGGGAAUGUUUUGAAGAUGAUAAUAAGAUAAUUGAGAAAUACCUUAAGAUUAUUAGAAUCUACAUUAAAAAACAAAGUUCUUCAUAUGAACCAAGUUGUAUUUCAUUCUUAAUUCAUCCCUCAAGAAGGUCGUUUGAAACUAAAUUCCCACCAAUUAUAUAUUAUGAACAAGCGACAACAUUAUUAUUCCAAUUACAAGGACAUAUCUAUGAUUCUUUAAUAAGUCCUUUGGAUAUUGAUGUAUUUAUUGAAGAAGAAUUACUUGCGAUUUGUAUUUCUGAUCCAGAAUUUCAUAAUUAUGCCAAUCAAUCUAAUUUCUUUAAAGAAGAAAAUGCCAAAUAUAUUGUUCAACAAUUAGUUUCUCAUUUACCUACUGUUAUUACUGAUCAAAAUGUAAAACCAUAUAUCUUUGGUUUAAAAUUAAUAUCAACUUAUGUAGGUCAUUUACCAAUGAAUGAUUUUCCAAUCUUCUUUGAUAUUUUUAAACAUUUUAUUACAAUACAUUUUAAGGAUCCUUCUGUAUUUAGUAAUACUCCUCUAACAACAUUAUUUUCACAAUUCCAAUUAGUCGCAGAAUCAAGUCCUGUUUUUCAAUUAAAAGAAAUUCCAGAAGAAUUUUUAACAUUAUUAUAUCAAGGAAGUGAAAUUCAUCCAUUAACUCAUUUGUUUUUACAAAAAUUUAUCAGUGCAUAUUUAUUAACACAUAAUAAACUUCCUAACUCAUUUGUUGAAUAUUGUUUAAAACAAUUAGUGGCACAAGCACCAUUACCAAAGAGAUAUGGACUAUUGUUAAGGAAUUAUAUUAGACAUUUUGGAGAUCAUGGGAAUGUUGUUAUAGUGGUUAGAGGUAAUGAAGAUUCUCCAGAAAACAUCAAAAAAUAUGAAAAGUAUAGUAAAAUGCUUAGACAUCAUGUUCAUGUAAUAACUGAAAAUGAAAUAUUAAAUGGAAAAAUUGAAGAUUCACAAGGACAUUUUGUAUUAAAUUAUACUACUAAAUAUCAAAAUGUAGCUGCUUUUCUUGUAGAUUCAGUCCAUUACAAAUUCCCUGACGAACAAAAAGAAUUAUUAAAACAAUUUUUCUUUGAUCGUAAAUUAUUAAAGAAAUAUAUUGAAAAUCUUUCAAUGAUUACUGCAGAAGAUAUUGUUUCUGAUGAAGAUGAAGAUGAAGGAAAAUAUAUUAGUUUAAAUGAUUAUGUAUUAAUGUUGAGAUUUAUUCAAAUACUUGGAAAAGAAGCAUUUGAAGUUUUAAUUGAUAUUGCAAAUGAAAAACUUAGAAGAAAAACUAAAGAAGAUUAUAGAUGUGCUAUUGUCUUAUUCCAAUUGUGUGUUGAAGGGUUACAAUCAUUGAAUGUUAAUGAAAUUGAACCAUUAAAAAAAGAAUUGGUUACAAUGUUUGAAGAUGUAUUAAAUCAACAAUAUGAGGAUGUUUAUGCAUAUGCUAAUCGAUUACAUGCUUUAUUUUCUGGUAGAUCAGAUCCAAGAAUUACUAAAGAAUUUAUUCAAGUUGCAUCUAAAAAACAAAGUAUUUUAGCUGAAAUGUUUUUAUUAAAUAUUAGUCGUAUUCGAUUAGAUAUUAUGUCAUUUGCUAUGAAAAGAUUUGAGGAAAUUGUAAAAAAUCCAACAGAACAAAUUAGUGAAUGUGCAAUUACAUUUGCUUCAAAAUCAGUUAUUAAUCAAAUGUUAUAUCCACAACAAAUGAUUGGAUUUUUAGAUUAUAUAACACGAACUGUACAAGAAUUACCUAUUAAUAAUGAGGACGUUAGAACUGAUGAAAUUGCACUUCCAUCAUCUUAUAAAAUUGUGUCAAAAGUAUUAUUCCCAAAUUGUGAUCAAUCUUUUAUUAUUAAUAAUCAAUAUUUACCAAUUCUCUUUAAUAUUUAUGAUAAAUUAUUAACAUAUGCACAAACUACUCAUGGAGUAAUGAAUGAUGUCGUAGAAACAUUAGAAAAUUACUCUUCAAUCUUUUUAAAUAAAUGUGCAUUUGAAUUAUAUUUAAAUAAGUUAUAUGAAUUAAUGAAGAAAUAUUCUAACGCUGUGAAUCAAUUUUCAAUUUUAUCUAGAAACUUCACAGUAACAAUUUGUGUCCACGAAUUCCAAAUUACAAAAAAUCAUAUUGAUAGGAUGUUGAAUUUUGUAUUUGAAUUAUUACAGUCAAACCAAACUCAAAUAAGAUUAAUUACAUCUGAUGUAUUAUUUACUAUUAUUGAUAUUUUCCAUCCUAUUGAAAAUGUGUGUAAUAGAAUUGAACAAUUAAGAACUAAUGCAAUUAAAAAAGAUUCUAAUGAGUCUCAACAACAUUCUUAUAUUCUUGCUGUGCUAUCGUUAAUUUCAACUUAUAAAACUGAAAUUCCUAAAUUCCUUGUGAAAGUUCUUGUUGAUUUUGCUUCAACUACAUUUACUAUUAAGUCUUGUAUCACCUCAAAGAAAAAUGCAUUAUUAGAAUUUUGGGAAAGUCAUAAAGAUAUGUGGGAUGUUUAUUAUGCUCCAUUAUUUACUUAUGAUGAACGAAUAUUAUUGAAAGAAGGAAAUACUCCUCAAUACAUUGUUUAA
Messenger RNA from Entamoeba nuttalli P19, 5019 nucleotides. RefSeq lists its product as hypothetical. Gene Ontology annotation, biological process: proteasomal ubiquitin-independent protein catabolic process. Gene Ontology annotation, cellular component: cytosol; nucleus. The transcript has a single exon. Lineage: Eukaryota; Evosea; Mastigamoebida; Endamoebidae. The record is from RefSeq and is a predicted model, not a curated record. The coding region runs from base 1 to 5019 and encodes 1672 amino acids. Gene Ontology annotation, molecular function: proteasome binding; peptidase activator activity.